Messenger RNA from Peromyscus maniculatus bairdii (prairie deer mouse), 2729 nucleotides. It is a transcript of the gene Slc47a1, whose product is annotated as solute carrier family 47 member 1. Gene Ontology annotation, molecular function: xenobiotic transmembrane transporter activity; antiporter activity. Gene Ontology annotation, cellular component: membrane. The record is from RefSeq and is a predicted model, not a curated record. Gene Ontology annotation, biological process: xenobiotic detoxification by transmembrane export across the plasma membrane. Lineage: Eukaryota; Metazoa; Chordata; Mammalia; Rodentia; Cricetidae.
CCCCGUGCCGCGUGCGUCCGAGCCCCCAGCAGCACGAAGGCCACAUGGAGCUCCCGGAGGAGUCUGCUCCCGGGCCGGGAGGCGCGGACGCGGUGUCCGAGCGCCGUGGCCUGCGCCGCCUGCUGCUGUCCGGCUUCCAAGAGGAACUGCGGGCGCUGAUGGUCCUGGCGGGUCCUGCGUUCUUGGCCCAGCUGAUGAUGUUCCUGAUCAGCUUUGUAAGCUCGGUGUUCUGUGGCCACCUGGGCAAGCUGGAGCUGGACGCUGUCACCCUGGCAAUCGCGGUUAUCAAUGUCACUGGCAUUUCAGUGGGGCACGGCCUAUCUUCCGCGUGUGACACCCUCAUCUCCCAGACAUUCGGGAGCCAGAACUUGAAGCACGUGGGGGUUAUCCUGCAGAGGGGGAUCCUCAUCCUGCUCCUCUGCUGCUUCCCUUGCUGGGCCCUCUUCAUCAACACUGAGCACAUUCUGCUGCUCUUCAGGCAGGACCCAGAGGUAUCCAGGCUCACCCAGACCUAUGUUAUGAUCUUCAUCCCAGCGCUUCCAGCAGCCUUCCUUUAUACGAUACAAGUUAAAUACUUGCUCAACCAGGGCAUUGUUCUGCCUCAGAUCGUGACGGGCAUCGCAGCCAACCUGAUCAAUGCCCUGGCCAACUAUGUGUUUCUCCAUCAGCUGCAUCUUGGGGUGAUGGGUUCAGCAAUGGCCAACACCAUCUCCCAGUAUGCCCUGGCCAUCCUCCUGUUCCUCUACAUCCUCUGGAGAAAACUACAUCAAGCCACCUGGGGAGGGUGGUCCUGGGAGUGUCUGCAGGACUGGGCCUCCUUCCUGCAACUGGCUGUGCCCAGCAUGCUCAUGCUGUGCAUCGAGUGGUGGGCCUAUGAGAUCGGCAGCUUCCUGAGCGGUAUCCUUGGCAUGGUGGAGUUGGGAGCCCAGUCCAUCACCUAUGAAUUGGCUAUCAUUGUAUACAUGAUCCCUGCAGGCUUCAGCGUGGCUGCCAACGUCCGGGUGGGAAAUGCGUUGGGUGCCGGAAACAUUGAACAGGCCAAGAAGUCCUCAGCAGUUUCCUUGAUAAUCACAGAGCUCUUUGCUGUGACCUUCUGUGCCCUGCUGCUAGGCUGUAAGGAUCUUGUGGGCUACAUUUUCACCACCGACCGAGACAUCGUGGCCUUGGUGGCUCAAGUGGUCCCCAUUUAUGCUGUGUCCCACCUCUUUGAAAGUCUUGCUUGUACCUGUGGUGGUGUUCUGAGGGGCACUGGAAACCAGAAGGUUGGAGCCAUCGUUAACGCCAUCGGGUAUUAUGUGAUUGGCCUCCCCAUCGGGAUUGCGCUGAUGUUCGCAGCCAAGCUGGGAGUGAUAGGUUUGUGGUCAGGGAUCAUCAUCUGCAGUGUCUGUCAGACCCUAUGUUUUCUGGUUUUUAUUGCUCGGCUCAAUUGGAAACGCGCCUGUCAACAGGCUCAAGUGCACGCCAAUUUGAAGGUAAAUGUGGCCCUGAACGGGAAUUCUGCUGUCUCUCAGGAGCCAGCUCACCCAGUAAGUCCUGAAAGCCAUGGUGAAAUCAUGAUGACGGAUCUCGAAAAAAAAGAUGAGACUCAGUUGGACCAGCAGACCAACCAGCAACAAGUUUUGCCCGUCCACCCAAAGGACAGCCGUAAACUGUCUGGGAAACAGUUGGCGCUACGGCGAGGGCUCCUGAUCCUGGGAGUAGUAGUCGUCUUGGUGGGGGGGAUCUUAGUGAGACUAUACGUCAGAAUUGAGUGAUGUGGAAGAGGCGAAGAUCAAGCCAUACAGGGGUUCCUCAGUUUAUGAGAUUAACACCUGACCAAUCCAACACAUACUGAAAACACUACAUCAGGACUGGGGGUGUUGCUGUGACAGACAAACACGUGUUUAGUGUGUUCAGGGCCCUCUAACAAGUAAGUUCUCUCUCUCUCUCUCUCUCUCUCUCUCUCUCUCUCUUUCUCACACACACACACACACACACACACACACACACACACACACACACAGAGACAGAGAGACUGAGAGUCAUACACACACAGAGAGAGAGAGAGAGAGAGAGAGAGAGAGAGAGAGAGAGAGAGAGAGAGAGAGAGAGAGAGGACAUGCAUUGGAGGUGGACAAUGCAUGCAAUACACUUAACCUACCAAACACCACUGUUCCAAAUACUGUACCAACUAGAAUGUUAAUUUUUCACCCCUGGGUUGCAGGACCACCCAGGGGCUGUAGCUCACUGUCACUGUCCCAUAUCUCCGAAGGAUGGUGUCACACAUUGUGAACCCAGGAAAAGCUCCCAGUUCAAAAUAGUCUCUACUAAAUGCACGUCACUCUUGUACCAAUGUAAAGUUAAGAGCCCUUGGAAAGUGAAUGACUGUAAGUCUGGGACCACACGCAGCUUUGAACUUAUGGACAAUUCAUAGGCCUGGCAGUGGCCAGUCAUUUUAGCCAACAGAAUUCAACUGUGCUCAUGGGUUUUAUGAACUGAGAAUUCAAAAUUUUUUUCUAAUAAGGAAUAAGGUAAACACCAUAUUGUGGUCUAAGACAAUAUGGGGAAGAUGAUGUUGGAAUAUUAAUUCGUCCACCACGGUCAAACACGGACUGCUGUGUACUGACUAUAUUCAGGUGUGGACUUCCUAUUUCUUGUGCCUUGUUUUCUAAGAUAGAAAUCUAUAUCUGAACUGCUUCUAUAUUCUUAUUGUGUGACUCCUAUUAAAUACACUUUAUGUCUCUCCGUUA